CUGCCAGACUUCAGCUCAUGCGCUACUUCCUGGAUGGCGGAAUGGAAAGCUUCCAGAGCCGCUCCAACUCUUUUCUCUGUGUUUUCAGCGGGAUGCAUGGACUACCGUUCCUCUAACGUCUCUCUCUUCAUCUACAAUCCGUGUCCCCUUGACAUGUUUCUCCCCUGGACUACGAGCUCAGCCAUCUGAAAGAGAGAAAGAGAAAAGAAAAACUGUUUCGUUUGGCUUGGUCGAACUUCAAAAGACAAAUCUCUCCAGAAGGACUCGCUAAAAGGAGGCGGCCGAUAUUCAUUGCGUGUUUGUGGGAGUUGUGUCGUUCAUCUGGAGGAUAACUCAGUCAACAGUUGCCUUAUUCCAGAUCUCCAUGUAUACAGUGUGACAUGCGGAGGCUACUGCGACCGCGCUGCUGCUGCUGGUGGAUCCCGCCUCUGCUCUUCUCCUCGCUCCUGCUCCGGUGGGCACACUGUCAUCCCGCAGUGGCCGAGUGGGAGAAAGCUGAGCAUCAUGACCGGCCGAUCGGGGACAGGCACCGCAGAGCGGCCGAAGAGUCCUACUGGGCCUACUCAGGGACGUACGGACCAGACACAGGGUGGACGGCAGCUUUUCCUGAGUGUCAGGAGAGAAACCAAUCGCCGAUCAAUAUAGCCGACCAAGACACUAAGGUCUCGAUGGAGUACCAGGAACUCACGCUGGACGGGUUUGAUGUAGAGUCGUCCAACAAGACGUCAAUGAAGAAUACAGGCAAAACUGUGGCCAUCUUCCUGAAGGACGAUUACUUUGUGCGAGGAGCCGGGCUGCCGGGCCGCUUCAAAGCGGAGAAGGUGGAGUUCCACUGGGGCCAGAGCAACGGGUCGGACGGCUCGGAGCACAGCAUCAACGGCAGGAGAUUCCCUGUGGAGAUGCAGAUCUUCAUGUAUAACUCGGACGACUUUGACAGCCUCAACACAGCCAUACGGGAGAAGCGAGUAAUUGCGGCCAUGUCUGUCUUCUUUCAGGUGGGGAUGAAGGACAAUCCUGCAGUAGAUCCGAUCAUUCACGGUCUGAGAGGAGUGGUGCAUCACGAGAAAGAGACGUUUCUAGAGCCCUUCGUGCUCCGAGACCUGCUGCCGUCGUCGAUCGGGAGCUACUACCGCUACAUCGGCUCUCUCACCACGCCACCCUGCAGUAAAGUGGUGGAGUGGAUCAUCUUCAGCCGGCCCGUGUUCCUCUCCUACAAACAGCUGGAGGCGUUCUACUCCAUCUUCACCACAGAGCAGCAGGACCAUGUUAAAUCCGUCGAAUACCUGCGAAACAACUUCCGCCCACUCCAGAGUCUGGACAACCGAGAGGUCUUCAAGUCCGCGGUCAAAGAUGCGUGGCUGCCUGACUUGACGGACAGCCUGGGGAACCCGUACGGCACCGAGGCGUCCAAAGCAUGCAGCAGCGCCCCCAUCAACAUGAACGUCCAGCACAUGAACAAGACGGCGUUAGUGGUGCGAUGGUCCCGUCCGGAGAUCACCUACGACCCGCCCAUCAUCAGCUACCUCAUCUCCUACAGCUGGACCCGAAACGACGAGUCCUACGAGGAGACGUACGUCAGAGAGAAUAAUCAGAAACUGGAGGUUGUGAUCACACCGGUGUCGGCAGAUGUGCUGUACCUGUUCCGCGUCCAGGCCGUGUGUUUGAAUGACAAGCGCAGUGACUUCAGCCAGAGCAUGCUCUUCAGAGCCAACACCACCAGGAUAUUCGAGGGCACCAGAAUAGUCAAAACCGGGAUGCCGACCGUCUCCCCGGCCUCCUCCGCAGACAUGGCCCCGAUCAGCUCCGGCUCCUCCACCUGGACCUCCUCUGGCCUCCCCUUCUCCUUCGUGUCGAUGGCGACCGGGAUCGGGCCCUCGUCCAGCGGGAGCCAGGCGACGGUGGCGUCUGUGGUGACCAGCACCCUGCUGGCGGGUUUGGGUUUCAGCGGCGGGGUCAUCUCCUCCUUCCCCAGCUCAGUCUGGCCCAGCAGACCUCCUCCCUCGAGCCCCGCUCCCGCCUCCACACGCCAGACCGAACAGCCCUCCUCGCCGGCACCAGACGCAGACGGCCCCGGGGCCGAGGACGGGGCCGAGAAGGGAGGGAAGGGCGAGGACGAGGACGGAGAAAAGAACGGAGAGGAGGAAGAGGAAGAGGAAGAGGAGAAAGGUGCCGAGAGAGCUCCAGACGACGUGGAAAAGCAGAGGAACACCUCCGUGACCAAAGAGCCGCCCACAGCAACGCCAGACUCCACCGCCAAAGAGAAAGGAGGAAGCAGGAGGGCCGAAGACAGCACAGCGCCAUCUGCUGUCCCGGAGGACGAGGUGGAGAAGAACACACACAGAUCAGGGGAAGAGCACCCGCGGGUGAUGCCGACCGCAGAGACGGAGACGGAUGAUGAUGAUGAGCCUCCAGACAGCGUGACCCCGACCAGCAGACCCAGCAGAGGAGACCGCAACCCCCUGCCGCCGUUCUCCAUUCACACAGAGCGCCCCGUGGUCUCCAGCAUGCGCCCUGUGUCUGGUCCGGGCCGGCUGGAGUGGAUGGUUCCUCUGGUGGUGGUGUCGGCGCUCACCCUGCUCUGCCUGGUCCUCCUGCUGGCCGUCCUGGUGUACUGGAGGAGGUGUUUCCAGACGGCUCAUUUCUACGUUGAGGACAGUAACUCGCCCAGAGUCGUGCCCAAUGAGAGCAUCCCCGUCAUCCCCAUCCCAGAUGAUAUGGAGGCCAUCCCAGUGAAACAGUUUAUCAAGCAUGUGUCUGAACUCUACUCAAACAACCAACACGGCUUCUCAGAAGAUUUUGAGGAAGUGCAGCGCUGCACGGCGGAUAUGAAGAUCACAUCAGAACACUCCAAUCAUCCGGACAACAAGCACAAGAACAGAUACAUCAACAUCAUCGCCUACGACCACAGUCGAGUGAAGCUCCGGCCUCUGGCGGGCAAAGACUCCAAACACAGCGACUACAUCAAUGCCAACUACGUGGACGGCUACAACAAACCCAAGGCCUACGUCGCCGCUCAGGGUCCGCUCAAGUCCACGUUUGAGGACUUCUGGAGGAUGGUGUGGGAACAGAACACCGGCGUCAUCGUCAUGAUCACCAACCUGGUGGAGAAAGGCCGAAGGAAAUGCGACCAGUACUGGCCGACAGAGAACAGCGAGGAGUACGGGAAUAUCGUGGUGACGCUGAAGACAACCAAAGUCAUGGCGUGCUACACACUCCGCAUCUUCACCAUCAGAAACACCAAAGUAAAGAAGGGUCAGAAGGGAAACGCCAAGGGCCGUCAGAGUGAGAGGAGCGUUCUGCAGUAUCACUACACCCAGUGGCCGGACAUGGGCGUCCCCGAGUACACCUUACCUGUGCUCACCUUCGUCAGGAGGUCCUCUGCCGCUCAGACCCCAGAGAUGGGCCCCAUGCUUGUACACUGCAGCGCUGGUGUGGGCCGGACGGGAACUUACAUCGUGAUUGACAGCAUGCUACAGCAGCUGAAGGAUAAAGGCUCAGUCAACGUGCUGGGCUUCCUCAAACACAUACGAACUCAGAGAAACUACCUGGUCCAAACGGAGGAGCAGUAUAUUUUCAUCCACGAUGCCUUGAUGGAAGCCAUUCUGGGUAAGGAGACAGAGGUGCCCUGCAGUCAGCUGCACAGUUACGUGAACAGCAUCCUGACGCCGGGGCCAGGGGCCAAAACACGGCUGGAGAAGCAGUUCAAGUUGGUGACUCAAUGCAAUGCAAGAUUUGUGGAGUGCUUCAGUGCUCAGAAAGACUGCAACAAAGAGAAGAACCGCAACUCUUCUGUUGUCCCCUCGGAAAGAGCACGUGUUGGUCUCGCACCGCUGCCUGGAAUGAAAGGCACUGAUUACAUCAAUGCGUCUUAUAUAAUGGGCUACUACCGGAGCAACGAGUUCAUCAUUACCCAGCAUCCCUUGCCUCACACCACUAAAGACUUCUGGAGGAUGAUCUGGGACCACAACGCUCAAAUCAUCGUCAUGUUACCAGACAACCAGGGCCUGGCGGAGGACGAGUUUGUGUAUUGGCCGAGUCGAGAGGAAGCCAUGAACUGCGAGGCGUUUACAGUCACGCUUAUCAGUAAAGACAGACUCUGUCUCUCCAAUGAAGAGCAGAUCAUCAUUCAUGACUUCAUCCUGGAGGCCACACAGGAUGAUUAUGUUUUAGAAGUUCGUCAUUUUCAGUGCCCAAAGUGGCCAAACCCUGACGCUCCCAUUAGCAGCACCUUUGAGCUCAUCAACGUCAUCAAGGAGGAGGCCAUGACCAGAGAUGGACCCACUAUAGUGCAUGAUGAGUUUGGUGCAGUGUCUGCUGGGAUGUUAUGUGCCCUCACCACACUGUCGCAGCAGCUGGAGAGUGAAGGAGCGGUGGGCGUCUAUCAGGUGGCCAAGAUGAUCAACCUCAUGAGACCAGGGGUCUUCACCGACAUCGAACAGUACCAGUACCUUUACAAAGCUAUGCUCAGCCUGAUCAGCACGAAAGAGAACGGCUCCAGCCCCAUGUCCCUGGACAGAAACGGCAGCAUGGCCACGUCUGACGAGUCGGACCCGGCGGAGAGCAUGGAGUCCCUCGUCUGAAGCCCGCGGAGAGGCGCUUAAUCUCACUUUGUAAAACUUCAAGGACUAAGACAGACUUUUUCUGAGGCCUUUUUUGCCAGAACUCUUGGUUAAACGAAUAACCUGAUUACUUUUUUACACUGAUAAAAAGUUUUUGAUAUUUAUUUUUUCGCCAUUUUAUGUCUUAAUGUUAUCCUACUGAACAUUUGCACCGACGUUUUUUGAGUUCACGACAAACAAAACGAAAUGAAACACAGUUCUGUCUAGUUUGCACUAUGAAACUAUCAGUGUUACUGCCUACCCCACAGUCUCUCUCGAGCUCUCGCUGUCACGCCCUUGUUUUUGACAUUCCACGAUGAUGAAAACGCUUUUCCACGCACACCUCAGAAGCUGGAAAAAGAGAUUAACCCCACAUCCAACUUGCGAAGACUCACCGCAAACCGUCAGAUUGACCCAUGAAAGGCCAUAUGGACCGUUCGUUUUGGUUUGUUUGUUUGUUUGCUUGCUUCCGCACCCCAAAUAGUAGAUCUAUUCAUUAUGCUUCUAGUUAAACCCAUAUUUACUUUUGGAAAAGGUGGUAUUAAAACAGCUACUGUGAACUUUUGUAUGAUUCAUAUUCUGCUUUUAAUAUAUAUGAAUAUAUGGUAUAUCAUGAUAACUUGUGCUUUUGUAAAUGUUAACCGUCGGACCCCCGGCCGGCGCUCAUGACUUCUCUAGCACCCCCUGCUGGUUUGAUUUCACCAUUGCUUUAUGCUGCAAGCUGCUACUUGUGUCACUUGAGUCGAGUGCAAGCGGACAGGUAAUGAUAUCAUGUGACGCGUUACCUAUGGACGAGUUCAUUCUGUUAUUGGCCCACUUCAUUUUGUAAUUUUAUACUGCUCUGCUUUGUCCUAUUUUUUCACAAGCCGUCCCAUCACUUUGAGAAUAAUGUAUACAAGUCUCUCGAUGCCUUCUGUACAGUCUCAUUUCACCUCGGCAGGUGUGUGUGUGUGUGUGUUUGGUAUUGACUGGUUUUACUAGUAGACUCAUAUCACAUUUCUUCACUAAACAGACUUCUUACAGUAUCAAAGAUAUACGCUAGGAAAUACGGUUACCGUAAUAUCAUAAACGGUUCCCUCAUGCAGGAUGCAGCACAAAGGCCUUGCUAAAGUAACAUUAGAAACAGUCUUAAAGAAACAGGGGACCCGUGAUUCAUUAAUUUUUACCAAAGACUAAACUUUCAUUCACGAAACACGUGGGAACGUUUUUAUUUUUAUUGUUGGGUAACGCAGUUUUAAAAAGAAUGUUUUUGGGAAAAGGAUGAUUCCACAGGCAAAAUAAUGUUUUAUGUUUUGAUUGUGUUUUUCUUUCGUUUUGUUCCACUAAAAAUGUUUGUUUCUCUGGUCACCUUUAUUUUUGUUUGUUUUUUUUAUGUUGCAAGUGAAUGAGAAUGUAUACUAUUACGGAUUUCUUUUUUUGUUUGUCUUUUGAAAGAUUGAAAUGGUUAUGCUGUUCAGAUGGAGAAGAGCAACAUUGAAGGAGUUUAUUCUGUUAAUGUCUUGUUUCUCCUAAGAAGAAGGCCGGAAAAUGAAGUCGCAUCUCUCCAACAUUUGGGGUAAUAUUCUGACUGAUAUCACGUGAGGUCAUUGGAGGUGACAAGCUGCAUUUCUAAAUCUGUUCUGACCUUUAUGCCCUGUGGUGUCCCCUUUGUUCCCCUAGCAUUAUUUGUGGGUUGCAUUUGCAUUAUCAUGUACAUAUCUUUUGUUGCUUCAUUAACCCUUCGCUCUCUGAAAGCUUUGUAUCCUGGCAUAUAGUCGCAAACUUUAUAUUUUCAUAUAAAUCAACUUGUUUUUAGUUUUGUGUUUAGUUCUCAUAUUGAUGGUUAACACAAAAUGUCCCCAAGGUGGCUGACAUCAUAUUCCAAACACACUCACAACACUCAUAAACUAAGGCAGUGAUUGUGGGGUUUCUUUGUUUCCCCCCGUUUGAAUCGAAAUAAAAUCUGUUUGAUAGUCCAGAAGUGCAAUAGUAUAGCUCUCGUAAGAAUAAUUCCCCAAUACAAAGCAGGUGGGUGUCACCAUCAUAUCCUCUUUUUCUAAUCUGGAAUAACACACAAAGGAAAUUUUUCUCUUGGGUUUUUUUUUUUCUCUAUUUUUCUUUUGUUGAAAGCUAUAUCAAAGCAUUCUAUUAUAGUGUUAUUUAAUAUGUAAAUUGUAUUGCUAUACAUAAAAUAAAAUAUGAGUUUUGAUGUACUUUAAGUAAAUCUCCAUGUUGUA
Messenger RNA from Pimephales promelas (fathead minnow), 6814 nucleotides. It is a transcript of the gene ptprga, whose product is annotated as protein tyrosine phosphatase receptor type Ga. Gene Ontology annotation, biological process: protein dephosphorylation. Gene Ontology annotation, molecular function: protein binding; protein tyrosine phosphatase activity. Lineage: Eukaryota; Metazoa; Chordata; Actinopteri; Cypriniformes; Leuciscidae. The record is from RefSeq and is a predicted model, not a curated record.